Messenger RNA from Pieris macdunnoughi, 618 nucleotides. The record is from the annotation of a GenBank genome assembly. NCBI's taxonomy places the organism in Eukaryota, Metazoa, Arthropoda, Insecta, Lepidoptera, Pieridae.
AUGUAUUCUAAAUUACUAAUAGCAUUUUUCAUGAGUAGUAUAGGUAUUCGCUGUGAUAACAGCAAUAUAACAUCACCAGAAGGACAGUACCUCUUCGAUUUUACUAAAGAUGACAACGUAUACGACUGGCAAGAACAAUCGGACACAGUACGAAGUGUAGGAAUGUCAAAAGCCGUUUUUGUCUUACACCAGAAUACCCAGUUUCGAAGAGCAAUUUUUUUUGCUCUACUGAAUCCACAAUUGAACGGGGCAGGGUUCGCUGGCAUUCGUGCCCUCGGAUAUCACGACCUCACGCAGUAUACGAAACUUCAAGUACAAUGCCGUGGUCAGGGACAGUUUAAUGGAUUUAAAAUUGUUUUGAGACACAAAGGAUUAAACAAUGAACCUAACUACUCAUUUGAACAAUAUUUUCAGGCACCCAAGGACGAGUUUGCUGUGAAAAGCUUACCAUUUUCAGAAUUUAAAGCAUAUUACAGAGGAAAGAGAGUAAAUAAUAAUGAGACCCUGGACUUAUCACAAAUAACGAGUAUCGGAAUUCAAAUGUAUGGAGGCGUUUACCAACCAGUGAAGCAGAAAGGACCAGCUACUUUAGAAGUAGACUGGAUAAGAGCUGUUUAA